Ogataea haglerorum is the source of this 651-nucleotide messenger RNA. RefSeq lists its product as uncharacterized. Gene Ontology annotation, molecular function: fatty-acyl-CoA binding; protein binding. The transcript has a single exon. The record is from RefSeq and is a predicted model, not a curated record. NCBI's taxonomy places the organism in Eukaryota, Fungi, Ascomycota, Pichiomycetes, Pichiales, Pichiaceae. The coding region runs from base 1 to 651 and encodes 216 amino acids.
AUGUCGAACAUAUGGAUUGCAGCCUCAGAUAAUAAAUUAGACAAGGUUAGGGAGUACAUCGAGUCAGGAAGUUAUACUGCAAACUCAAAAGAUCCCAAUGGCUAUACACCCAUGCAUGCUGCCGCAAGUUAUGGUAAUUUAGAUUUACUGAAAUAUCUUGUUUCGCAAGGCGGAGACAUUAAUAUUCAAGAUUCUGACGGCGAUACUCCCUUGCAUCACGUAGAAACUCUGGAAGCAGCCAAAUUCUUGGUUGAGGAGCUUAAAGCUGAUUUUAAAAUUAAGAACAAGGAUGGUUUGACUCCAGCUAAAUAUCAAGAGGAAGAGGAUGAGUAUCCCGAACUUAUUGAAUAUCUGUCGUCUUUGGAAAAGUUAGGCACCUUGCCUGCCAUGAAAACCGGUAUUGAAGUAUCACACAACAGUCCGGAACUUCCAAGCGGUGAACGAGUGAAAAUGUACUUGUCUAAGGAUUACGAGGAAAAUCUCAGUGACGAGCUGAUUCAAAGACGGAAACAGAUCGAGAGUAUUAUGAAUGAUGACCUGAGUGAGGAACAGAAAGAGGAGAAACUGAGGAGUAUAAUUUUAGGAGUGGUAUCAGAUAAUGUUCAUCAAUUAAAAGAGUCAGACGCCCCAGAGUCCAAAAGACAGAGGUAA